Phragmites australis (common reed) is the source of this 1378-nucleotide messenger RNA. RefSeq lists its product as uncharacterized. The transcript is spliced from 9 exons. The record is from RefSeq and is a predicted model, not a curated record. The coding region runs from base 97 to 837 and encodes 246 amino acids. Lineage: Eukaryota; Viridiplantae; Streptophyta; Magnoliopsida; Poales; Poaceae.
GUCGUCCUCCCCGAACCGAAGCCGACCCGGCCCACCCAAACCGAGAGUCCGCGACCGCGUCUUCCUCUCCUCGGUUCCUCCCUUCCCUCCUUUUCCAUGGCGUCGUCGGAGGCCGACGAGGAUCAGCUCCUCAAGAGCUUCCUCGCGGAGGUCAGCGAGGCUGAGCGGGACAACGAAGUGCUUAGGAUACUUGGUUGCUUCAAGUUAAACCCUUUUGAGCACCUUAAGUUAUCUUUUAAUUCAUCACCAGAUGAGGUGAAGAAGCAAUAUAGGAAGUUGUCAUUGUUGGUACAUCCUGAUAAAUGCAAGCAUCUGCAAGCACCAGAAGCUUUUGCAGCUCUGUCAAAAGCACAGCAACUCCUGCUUGAUCCACAGGAAAGAGGAUACAUUCUUGAUCAAGUGACUGCUGCAAAAGAAGAGUUGAGGGCAAAGAGGAAAAAGGAGCUGAAGAAAGACAGUGCAUCCAAGAUAAAAUCCCAAGUAGAUGAGGGAAAGUAUGAAGAGCUGUUUGAACGAUCAGAUGAAUUUCAGCAGCAGCUAAUAAUUAAAGUUCGUGAAAUUUUGACAGAGAAAGAGUGGCGUCGGAGAAAAAUGCAAAUGAGGAUAUCAGAGGAAGAAGGAAGACUUAAGAAGGAUGAGGAAGAAACUAAAGAGAUGUGGAAGAGGAAGAGAGAGCAUGAAGAGAAGUGGGAGGAGACCAGAGACCAGCGGGUCUCUAGCUGGAGGGAUUUCAUGAAGACAGGGAAGAAGGGACGGAAAGGCGAAAUCAAACCCCCAAAACUGAAGACUGAAGAUCCAAACAAAUCUUAUGUUCAAAGGCCAGUAAAGCGCGCUUAAGAGUAAUGCUGUCGGUAUCAGCAAUCAAAGAACAUCUGGUAGUGAUUCUUCCUGCCACCUGAUUGAAGCUACAACCUAGCAAUGUUGACUUGCAGGCUAUAAGCUUCAGAUAUGCCUUGGGUUCCUAGUGUAGCCGGUGGAACAGAACAGAAAAUUGUUAGCAGAAUGACCGCAUAUUCCUACCUGGAGUUAUAUUGGAUUAAUGUACUUGUUGGGUAGAAAAUGUUUUGUUGGAAAGAAGUGCUAAAUUUUCUGUUGGAAAAGAACCCUACUGAAGCGUGUUGAAAGGCACAAGAAGUGCAAUAUUUUCUGUUGGAAAAGAACCCUACUGAAGUGAAUGUUGAAAGGCUUAUCUCUGUUUCAUCUUUGUUUCAAUAUUUAGUGUAAGUAAUACUGAUAUAUGUAUUUUGCGGUUUGCUAUCACUGGCACAAGAAGGCUUCCAUUACUUCUUCCCAAUGUACUGCAAAUCGUGGUGAUGUAUUCUACAGGACAUGUACCAUCAAGGGAAUUGCGGUAUCUGUUGUUAUUCUGUUUUUGAAA